Priapulus caudatus is the source of this 1262-nucleotide messenger RNA. RefSeq names its product PRELI domain-containing protein 1, mitochondrial-like. The transcript is spliced from 5 exons. Gene Ontology annotation, molecular function: phosphatidic acid transfer activity. Bases 122 to 763 code for a protein of 213 amino acids. The record is from RefSeq and is a predicted model, not a curated record. Gene Ontology annotation, cellular component: mitochondrial intermembrane space. Gene Ontology annotation, biological process: phospholipid transport. NCBI's taxonomy places the organism in Eukaryota, Metazoa, Priapulida, Priapulimorpha, Priapulimorphida, Priapulidae.
CGCUAUGACGUCCUUCCGAAAACAAAUAUGGUGCAGUUUGGAAGGUGAAAUUUCGCUGUGAGAAGUCAGACAUGUGGCAAAUUGUAUAUAUAUGAACCUGCUUCAAUAUUGAGAGGGCACCAUGGCGAAGUUUUACAGUGGACUGUCACAGUUAUCGUGUGAUUGGAACCAGGUUGCUGCCAUUCUUUGGACAAGAUAUCCAAAUCCAUAUAGCAAGCACGUGCUCACGGAAGACACGUUGUCGCGGGAGGUGCGUGACAGCAAGCUCUACACGAAGCGUGUCAUCACGAAGACCAACCACCUGCCCAAGUGGGGCGAGCGCUUCGUGACUGCACGCUUUGUGACCGUGGUCGAGGAAUCGGUCGUCGACCCCGUCGCACGGACGGUGACCACCUACACGCGCAACCUCGGCUACCAGCGCAUCAUGAGCGUAGAGGAGCGAUGUGUCUACAAGCCGAGCACGGACGGUGAGGGAACGGUUAUCGAGCGACAGGCGUGGAUCGACUCUCACUUGUUCGGCUUCUCGCGCGCGCUCAAGAUGUUCGGCCACGAGCGGUUCAAGAACAACAUAGCGAAGACAAUGAAGGGCUUACAGUACGUGAUCGACAGAGCGACAAAUCCCCGUGAGGAAGAAAGCGAGAGCCGUGCGUCGCGUCUUCCGAGCAAAGGUGAACUGCGGGCAGCCGGCGAGGCAGCCAAGGACAGCGUGAAGGACGCUGCGACCAAGGCCAAGCGCAAAGUGAUGUCAGAGCUCGUGCUCUAAAAAGAAAAUCUUGUGAUAACGAACUUGAAGUGAUGAGAUGAGUGUAAUGAAUGUCGUCGUCCGAUCGCUGCGAGCGUCGGAUUAGGAACCGUGUUGCGUUUUGAAAAGUUUAAUAUACACCUAUUACAAUUGCACACGUAGGAACUAUUAUAGUAGGAAAUGAAGUACGCGCACUCAUUAGUCAGCACGACAACGUGCAGUGUGCAAUAAAAUUUGUCUAACACAUAAGAGUCUGUUACUGACUACAAAUAAUGAACUCGGGAACUACACACACUACACACACACUAAUACACGUCUACUGCUAGUAUGAUUUAAAUGUAGAAGCAAAUGUGCGCUUGUCGGGAACAAGUGUGGGUAUGUGGCACGGUGAGGUGUGAACUCUGCUACAGACAGAGAUGUGAUUUACUCAUAAGCUUGCAUGAUAGUUCAGGGUACCGGUCACCUCGGUGUAAUUGCUCUGUUCUUCGUAAAAUAUACGAUCUUUCUUACCAAUGAUUCG